AUGUCUCCGUCGGCACUUGUCGAUCACUCACCUCAUCAACCCACCGCCGCACCCAAGCGAGACACCGCCAACAACCUCGUCCUCAUCGACAAUUAUGACUCGUUCACAUGGAAUGUCUAUCAGUACUUGGUCCUUGAGGGAGCCACUGUCACGGUGUACCGCAACGACAAAGUCAGUCUAGAAGAGCUCAUCGCCAAGAAUCCCUCACAAUUGGUCAUCAGCCCGGGCCCUGGUCAUCCAGAUACCGAUGCGGGAAUUAGUAAAGCUGCUAUCGAGCACUUUGCGGGCAAGAUACCCAUUCUCGGGGUCUGCAUGGGACAGCAGUGCAUUAUCUCGGUAUUCGGAGGCAAAGUCGAUGUCACGGGCGAAAUCCUGCAUGGCAAGACCUCCCCUCUAAGGCAUGAUAGCAAGGGUGCAUAUACCACAUUGGAGCAGGACUUGCCUGUUACUAGAUAUCACUCUCUUGCAGGAACACAUCCUACACUUCCGCCGUCGUUAGAAGUCUCGUCAUGGAUUGCAAAAGGACCAGAUGGCGGCAAGGGUGUGAUAAUGGGCGUACGGCAUAAAGAAUUUGUAAUUGAAGGUGUACAAUUCCAUCCCGAAAGCAUUCUGACCGAGAGUGGUCGGGUCAUGUUUGACAACUUCUUGUCCAUGACUGGGGGGAAAUGGUCCGAUAAUCCACACCUUGCCCUACCAGGUGGAGCUUCAAAUGGAAAUUCAGAUGGGCACCAGCCCUCGAAGAAGGAGUCGAUACUAGACAAGAUCUACGCUCACCGCCGAGCAGCUGUAGCUGCACAAAAGCUCAUCCCUUCACAACGGCCGCAGGAUCUACAAGCAGCCUACGACCUCGGCCUGGCCCCACCGCAGAUAUCGUUUCCUACCAGAUUACGGCAAUCUGCAUAUCCGCUGGCCCUCCUCGCAGAAAUCAAACGAGCAUCGCCUUCAAAAGGUAUGAUCUCUAUCGACACAUGUGCGCCUGCCCAAGCUCGAAAAUAUGCAAGCGCAGGCGCCAGUGCUAUAUCCGUCCUCACAGAACCGGAAUGGUUCAAGGGAAGCAUAGAAGAUCUGCGAGCUGUUCGACAAAGUCUGGACAGCAUGCCGAAUCGGCCCGCAGUGCUUCGAAAAGAGUUCAUUUUUGACGAGUAUCAGAUUUUGGAAGCACGAUUGGCUGGGGCAGAUACAGUCCUGCUCAUUGUGAAGAUGCUUGACACAAAAACUCUCAACCAGCUGUAUCACUAUUCGCGAUCACUGGGAAUGGAACCUCUAGUCGAAGUUAACACUUCCGACGAAAUGAAAAUUGCCAUUGAACUAGGUGCUGAAGUCAUAGGGGUCAACAACCGUGAUCUCACCAACUUCGAAGUCGAUCUUGGCACCACAAGUCGAUUGAUGGACAACGUUCCUGCGUCAACCAUUGUUUGUGCAUUGAGUGGCAUCUCCGGCCCUGAAGACGUCCAGGCAUAUCGGAAAGACGGUGUUAAGGCCAUUUUGGUGGGAGAGGCAUUGAUGCGUGCCGCAAACACAGUCGAUUUUAUCUCCAAGCUUGUUGGAGACCCGAAUGUGCUCCCAAGAGCAAAGACCCAGCGUCCCUUUGCUGUGAAGAUCUGUGGCACCCGAACACCUGAAGCCGCAAAGGCCGCCAUCGAGGCAGGUGCAGAUCUCGUGGGCAUCAUUCUCGUCCCCGGUCGCAAACGAUACGUUACAGACGAAGUCGCUCUUCAAAUAGCACAAGUCAUACAAACCACGCCCAAGCAAUCAUUCAGAAACCCCGAGUCCCCUGAGUUUGGCGCCACGGAUUUUUUCCAACACUCGGCGCAGACGAUCGUGCGACCGAAGCGAUCCCAAUUAGUUGGUGUAUUCGCUGGGGCCACCCUCGAACACAUCAUCACCCAAGUCCACAAACUCAACCUUGACAUAGUCCAGCUCCACGGCUCAGAACCCAUCGAAUUUGCACGCUCAAUCCCAGUUCCUGUCAUCCGUAAGUUCUCUCCAACGGAGCCAGGCCUAUCCGCGCGUGGGUAUCACGCCCUCCCGCUGCUGGACGCUGGCGCAGGCGGAACAGGCCAACGCGUCGAUCUGCAGGAGGUGCGCGCGCUGUUUUCCCACGACCCGAGUGUCAAGGUCAUGUUCGCGGGUGGCCUUACGCCGGAUAAUGUGCAGAGUGUGUUGGAGAGUUUGGGUCCGUAUAGGAGCAAUAUCGUGGGCGUGGAUGUAAGUAGUGGAGUUGAGGACGGCGGUGCGCAGAGUAUCGAGAUGAUACAGAACUUCGUAAGGGCUGUCAAGGGGUGA
This is a messenger RNA of Exophiala bonariae, 2286 nucleotides long. RefSeq lists its product as uncharacterized. The transcript has a single exon. Bases 1 to 2286 code for a protein of 761 amino acids. Gene Ontology annotation, molecular function: phosphoribosylanthranilate isomerase activity; indole-3-glycerol-phosphate synthase activity; anthranilate synthase activity. Gene Ontology annotation, biological process: L-tryptophan biosynthetic process. The record is from RefSeq and is a predicted model, not a curated record. Lineage: Eukaryota; Fungi; Ascomycota; Eurotiomycetes; Chaetothyriales; Herpotrichiellaceae. Gene Ontology annotation, cellular component: cytosol.